Molecule: messenger RNA, 2903 nt
Organism: Eremomyces bilateralis CBS 781.70
Lineage: Eukaryota; Fungi; Ascomycota; Dothideomycetes; Eremomycetales; Eremomycetaceae
Exons: 1
Coding region: 272-2539 (755 amino acids)
Source: RefSeq, a predicted model, not a curated record
AGGCGUCACGUGACUCGAUCGUCGGAAUAUUUCUCUAGUUUCGUUCUUCGUCUGUAGAAAACUGUACCAAUGGAAUAAUAAUAUUGUCUCUUUUUAGCAUCUAACGAGGCUGGUCCUCUCACCCAUACCUAAUCUCUCGCGAGCUCGCGUUCAUGUCUGUUGACGCCAUCGCCUUGAAUCUGAUCGACAACCUGGACUGCACCAUACUUUCCAUACACUCUACAUCUCGCGAAAACACUGCGCUCUUCGACCAUGGGCUUCCUCAGUCCCCAUGGAGCCCCGAAUAAGUGCCUUGGUCGGCUCUCCGUUGCUCAUCGAGCGCGGUAAUGCCGAGAUUCUCCUCCCAUCCACCAUAUUCAACCCGCAAUCCGCUGCCAAUCCCCUCUCACUCCCGCUUCCCGUCCAGCCGCAUCACAUCAACCAUGACCCGAAUAUCGCCCAAACCGCCUUUGGGGUCGGUUCUCGUCAUGAAUCCCGCCUGCCACUUGCACCCAUCACGCAGCCUCCGUCCUCGAACACAACCUUUCAGACACCGCCCACGUUUGACAUCGCUCCAUCCACCGCACAGGCUGCCCACCUCUCACACCAAACCAAGCCGACAUCCUCCAAAGCAUCUCUACCCCUGGACUCCGUUCUGAACGCGGAAGAUGCCUCGGUGCACGCCCCGAGGAAACGACGGAAGAUCUCCGUAUCCAACGAGGCCCACCCGUCAAAUGCUCAGCAUCCCGCAGUGCUCGAACUCCCCAAACCCCCGCAGCCGAAGAAAAGUGUUCGGCGGCAGCGACUGGCUCCGAUCUUGCCGGGACUGUAUCAGCCACCGCCGGACGCGGGGUUGUUUCCGAGUAUAUCGGUGACGGAUGAAGGUCGGUUGAAGAAGAACGCUGGGUCAUUGCGCGGUGGCCAUGACAACGAUGGGGCUCGGGGAACUGCGAUAAAGCUCCCUGGGGAAGCAUCAAUCGCCCCGAUUCGCCCUCUUACACAGAACCACGCCUCGUCAGAAACGACGACAAGCAUCAAGCCGGCGGGAAGUCCAGCCAAAGUCUCGGCUGAGGGACAAGGACAGCCGGUGGUAGAGGAGAAUGGCAACCCACCCUCCACCAGAGUGAAUGCGGUUGAACGGGGAAACAAGGCUAAGCAGAAACGAAAAUGGACCGACCAAGAAACUGAAGACCUGCUGAAAGGCGUGGCAAAGUUGGGUAUUGGUCGGUGGGCGAAGAUUCUCCAGUGCCCGGACUACACGUUUAACGGACGAAGCGCCGUGGACCUGAAGGAUCGGUUCCGAACAUGCUGUCCUGACGACUACAAGAAGUCGAAAGUCAAGGACCAUGAUGCUUCUUCCAAACCCGAUCGACGAGGCAGGCGAGAAGACACAGCAGCUACUAAACACCCAAAGUCAAGAUCUAAUGGGGAAGAAACCCGCCAGACAAUUUCAUUACCGCCGAAACGGCCGAAGCGACUCAACUGCGACCGGAAAGACCCUACCGACCUCGCAGCGAUGGGUAUCGACCAGCCCUUCUUCAAGGUUGCUCGCCGCGAGCUGACUCCGUUCACCGACGAGGAAGAUGCCCUUCUUUUGAAAGGAUUUGAGAAGCAUGGCCCGCAAUGGAACAGGAUUCGUGAUGAUGCCGAGUUCACAGUGCUCGCUAGUAGGGCACGGUUGGAUCUGCGAGAUCGGUUCCGGGUCAAGUACCCGGAGCAUUUUGCUCGCAGUCGGAAAACGCGGGUUUCUGAAGAGCAGCCAAUGGACCACCAUAAGUCCGCUACAGAAUUAGCAGCGACAGACCCUACAUUACAACCUGCGAGGCAGCAAAGUGGCGCUCUGUCCGUCACUGAAGCGCAAGACCCCACUCUCAAGGCACCAUCCCGCACCGUCACCGCAGUUGGGAAUCUCUUGGAAGAUUUCCUGAGUGACUUCGACGACGACUUCACGAUUGACGAAUACCCCACCUCGAUCACCUUAAGCCGACGGAUCUUUGAAGAGGCCCCUACGAGUCAAAGAGCCCCAAAACCAACUCCUGCAAUAUCCGGUCCCUGGUGCACAUACAUCCCCGACUCGACGCUGAGCUCGAGCACCAACCUCCCGAUCGAGAAUCUGCACAUCGACCCCCUUAAAACCAUCAUUCCGUCCUCGAGCAGUUGGCCGAGCUACAGCACGAGCAUGACGGCAGGGAACGGUGGCGGCAAUCCAUAUUCCAUCCCACCGAGCCUCAGCCUCAACCCAUCUCCCUCAUCCUCCUCGAUCCUCAAUUCCCUGAUAAUGCCACCACCCGCGCCAUCCAGAUCCCACCACGCGUCCCUCCCGCAGCCGCUUCCAUCCGCAAUGAGCGCGCCGCACAACCCAAUGACCUCGUCAACCCUCGCCGGGGUCGGCGGCCCGUUAUCGAUGCUCCCACCGUCUCUGUCUGGGAUCCUGACGGUCGAUUCCUCCAUCAUGACGGGAAGCGGGAAUGCGAAACACACGCUUCCGCAGCCGGGGAUGACGUUGCCGCGGCCGGCGGAGUUGCUGAACGGGUAUGUUGGGGAUAGUUGGCAGUUUUAGCUAGUCUACUUCAGGAUGCCACUUAUGAAUGUACUUACUCUGUUACUGAUGUGAUCGUCGUCCUCGCUUCCGCCCAAUCUUGGGCAAGGUGUUGUGUGCGUGCAGAACCCCUUCGUUUAUUGCGUGCCAUCCGAAUCAACUAUGGGUGCUCACGCUUGUCACCGAAGGGAGAUUAAUGGCCAACUAGCCAACCAUCCAUCCCUGAUUGCAAUUCUUUGACCAGAUGCACGGGCCCUUGCGCCGUUCUCUGCGAAAGGGCUGGCGGGGAUGAGUGGUACAUGCAUUUUAUGUCGCGUACAAUCACGAACCUGGACAAGGAUUCAAUCAAGGGGUCACUUGGGAGCUGGGAGGUGGCUACUGGAAA